GUCGCGCGUGUUUCUCGAUUUUGCGUCUGUGAUUCUACUACUAUAUUCAUUUUGUACACGAAAUAGAACUGCGUGUCUUUGCGAGAGAAAGAAAGAAAGAAAGUAGAAAAUCGAAGAGCAGAAAAAAAAACAACAACAGCAGUAGCCGAAGAGAGAGAGAGAGAAAGAGAGAGAGAGAGAGAGAGAGAGAGAGAGUGAGAAGCGAAGAACACAUAUAUGAAGCUGCAACCAAAAAUAAAUCCUCGAACUAAAAUCAGUUGCGCGCUGUGUGUUUCAUUUUCACAAUUUGGGUUUAGUUCACAAAUAUUCAGUGUACUGCAAUCGCUUGUGUUAGUUACGUGUUUUUUCCUCUCGCCAUCCACUGCUAAGUUUAAACGAAGUGAAAUUUACGAAUAAAAAAAACAUAUUGUGCAACGCGCCGCACAGAGAGCAAAAGCAAAACGAGAAAAAAACAACAACAACAACAACACAACCAACUCCUCUUAACACAUGUGCAUUGUAUGAAAAUUGUGGUGCUGUUGCGACAGUCAAAAAGUGCGCUUUGUUGGAAAACAUUUUUAGUGUGUAGUGUUUUGUGUGUGUGGUGUUUUUUUUUUCUUCGCUGACACAAAAUAAAUGAAAUUACAACAAGAUCUUGUUUGGACGAAAAUAUAUACACCAACAAUAGUAAAGCAGCAGCAGCAGCAGCAGCAGCAGUGCAACAUGAAGGAUACAAUAAAAACCAGAGGAUAUUCGGAAUCUCUAUUUCACGGCGCCCCGAUUUCAACACACAAUAUCAUUGCGUUUGAUUUCCAUAGUUAAGUCUUGUGUACGGUGCGCUGUUGGAUUUGUGUUUGUUUUUUUGUUGUUUCAUCUUCACUCGGUGUGUUUCAUGUUCAUGAACCCGAUCAUUGCUAAGACAAAUAACAGCCGGACGAUGUCAACAUAAAUUGGAUCUAAAUCUGAUAAUCAACGCAAAUCCACUCGAAUAAUUUGGUUGGAAGUAGGACACCGAGAGACACAUAGCAAGCGAGAGAUGCGCACAUAAAUAAACAGACAGACACACACACACACACAGCAAAUGACAAAUGGAAGUGAAAUAUUUCAAUGCUAACGGAACGAAGUUUAUGAAUUAUUGAUUGGCAAAACCAAACUAAAUUGAAACAGAAAUAGAAAAGAAGAAUAAAACAAAAAUAGGAAAAGUCUCGUGUUUGUGAAAAUGCUAAGUGCUGAAUCGCGUAACAGAACAAAUAGCAGUCCCCGAAGAGGACUCCGAAAGAUGAAGUGAAAACGGAAAAGAAAGAGAAAGAGAGAGAGAGAGUGAGAUAAACUCCAUAAAGAAAUUAACGUAACGACAAAAAUAUAGGACAAACGUGUUUGUGUGCGUGUUUUUGACAAACAAAAAUAAUAAGCCGAAAGAGAGAAAUUAUCAGAAAAUAUUUGGUGAAAAUUUGCGAACAAUUAUAUAUAGAUAUAAAUGAAGGCAAAAGAAAACGUGAUUGCAUUCCGUGAAAAGUGCUAACAAAGUGUGAUCGAAAGUUCUGUGUUGGUGUUUAACAAGUGAGAGAGAGAGAGAGAGAGAGAGUAAGUGAGGGACAGAGAGAAAGAGAAAGACAAGAACAAAAUCCCCCUGACGAUUAAAUUAUUCAGAGAGCAAAGCGACAUCGACAGAGACGUCCCAAACGAACACAAGGAUUUUAUACAAUAGACGAACGUGGAUUACGUUCGCGAAACCUAGAACGAGAACGAGGAAAAGAGAGAGAGAGAGAGAGAGAGAAAGUGCCGAUAAUGACGACAGUUAUUUGGUACAAUGAGAUUAUGCAUUCGACGAAAAUGUCAUGUAAUUGAUCUCAGUGUGUCUGUCGUAACGCCAUUAUUGAUAUCGGAACCAAAAUAUGCCGCGAUUAACACGUUAUUUGAUCGUUUGGUUCGUUUGUGGCGUAAUCGGUGUGAUAAUUGGGCCAGUGUGUGGUGAACAUUGGGCAAAUGGAACUGGUUCGCAACCGAUGCGAACACGAGACCGUCAACAUCAUCAUCAACAGAAGCAGCAACAACAACAGCAACAGCAGGAUCAAAGCCAAUAUCAGUACGUGUUUUCGAAGCCAGCAAAUAAACAACAAUCGAACCGUGGCCGAGGUAACAACGGUUUGAACGAAUUGCGACGCAAUCUAACACAACAGAAACUCUAUGAGCGUCAAGGUGACGAUCCCGAUCAUAAUACAGUGCCACGCACUAAUUCAAUUUACCUAAUCCACCAGAAAAUCCAACAAAGUGACUUUGCAAAUCGUCGCAAUGACGAUGGCCAAGAUUCAAAUGCGCAAGCUGAGGAGGCGGCAGGGAUUCGGUGUAAUUUCGAAACGGAAUGCCAUUGGAAAUGGGACAAAACACAAAAUGACACAUUUCAAGUGGUAACAGGUAGCAAUAUUACGAGUGUCGGCCUGCUGCCUGGACCCAUCGUUGAUAGUGCAGGUGAUGUCAAGGGUAAUUUUCUGCAUUUACGCCUGCUUCCCACCACCUCAACACGGACACUCAAAUCGCCGACAUUUCACAUGACCAAAGAGACAUGCCGGCUCGAAAUGUUUGCCCAUCAAAGUGGCAAUAAAAAUGGUAAGCUACGCAUUGUCAUUGAACCGGUUAAUUCAUAUGACACAACGACGGCAUCGUCAUGGGUGCCAAUCGAGCGUAAUGGCAACGACAACAACAAAUGGACGGAAGAAAUGUUCCCAAUUGGCCGUGUAUCACAAGAGUUUCGCAUAUUGUUCGAGGUCGUGCCGAGUGGUUUACGGUCACAGCAACGAGGCCAUGUCAGCAUCGAUAAUCUCCGGAUGCGAACUUGUUUUGAGCCAAAUAAUCAAAUUACGGCCGUCAAUGGCAAGUGCCAUACAUCGGAUGUUAAGUGCACGGCAAAUAAAGUGGAAGUGUGUAUCAAUUCGCGGCAACAGUGUGACAUCAACAUCGAUUGCGAUAAUAAGGAAGAUGAAAUGGUGAAUUGCGAGAAAAUCCCAUUCGGUGGAAUGUGCGAUUUUGAAGGGAAGCAUCCAUCUGAUUGGUGCGGAUGGCAAAAUUCAGGUAAAGCGAUUAUGGUUUGGGAACGACACAGCGGCCCAACGCCAACGGAAAAAACUGGCCCAGACAACGAUCACACCUUUGAACGAUACAACAACUCAGGACACUACCUGUUCGUCAAUAUGAAUCAACAUGCCAUGAAUGACGACAAGAGAAAAUUGUCGGGCUUCGCUAGCAACGCCGUAAUUAAUAGCAUCGUUUUCAAUCCACCACCGUAUGCACAUUUAAAUACAAGUUCCAUCUACCAACACUCCUGUCUGGCACGAUUUUACGUUCAUCAAUUUGGAAAAAAUGCAGGAAGUCUCAACUUUUCCGUCGUUGAAAUUAAAGAGAAGGAAAAUGUGACGUCUACAUUGUGGUGGAGCUCGCGAGAACUGGGCGGUGAUUGGGUGCGCAUUCAAAUUGUCAUGCCGAACAUCACAUCGAGAUACUAUCUGCAGUUUGAGGCGCGAAUGGGCAUGCGAAUCUACUCUGAUGUGGCGAUCGAUGAUUUUUCAUUAAGUCCCGAAUGUUUUGGCCUGAAUAUACCGAACGAACAUUUGCAGGGAUACAAUUACUACGAUCAACGCAUAUUACAAGAUAAAACGCCGCACGAAGAUUUUGUCAAUCGAUCCAUUAUCGAGUUGUCAACGUGUAAUGUUCGCGGCAAAGAGGGUCCAUCGGUAGCAGAUUGCAACGAUGCGUACAAUAAUACCGAAGCUGGAAGUGUGAUUCAAGUAAUCGAUGAUCAAAUGUACAAAGGAGUUCAAGUGUGGAAAGUGCCAUCGGAAAAUUAUUAUACUAUAAUCGCCAAAGGAGCUGGCGGAGGAUUGGGUUCACGUGGCGUUGGUUCGUCGCGUGGUGCGUUGGCUGUGUCCGUGUUUGAAUUGCACAAGGACGAAAAGAUUCAUAUAUUGGUUGGUCAGAAGGGUGAAAGUGCGUGUAUAAAAUCAUUUAUGCACCGUGACGAUGACUGUGAAUCGAGUAAUGAGAGUACAAAUGGUGGUGGUGGCCGAUCGACGAAUACAAAUUCCAAAACCAAGCAGAUCAAAGAUAUUGUGAUCGAAGAUGGAUCGGGUGGUGGUGGUGGCGGAGCGACAUUCAUUUACCUAUUGAAUUCGGCCGAAGUGGCUGUACCGUUGCUGGUUGCAGCUGGCGGUGGUGGCUUGGGUUUUGGCCAUGCCAUGGAGGAUAAGAAUCAACAUGGCAAAGUAUACGAUAGUGCACGUGUUGAAGUCAGCGGUCAACGCCAUGGUGAAUUGAAUAUCACCGGCGGUGCAGGUGGCGGUUGGGGUGCACACAGCGAUGAUGGUCUUGAUCCGUACAACGGAGCUUCUUUGCUGGAGGGAGCUCGAGGAGGUGAAGCUUGCUAUUCAUCAAAAGAGAUCGGCAUCCAUGGACAGGGUGGUUUUGGUGGUGGCGGCGGCGGUUGCAGAACAGGAGGUGGUGGUGGUGGCUAUGCUGGAGGAUCAACGUACAAAUCAGCGAUGAAUGGUGAAGGUGGCACCUCGUACAUUGGAAUGAAGCGAAGCAUUGCCGAUCUGUCAUUUAUUUAUGCUGGUGAUAAUAUUGGUCAUGGAUCGGUGGUGAUUGUGCCGGCCUUACCUCAUCCAGCAUGCGGCUGUGAUUAUCGUUGCGUUGUUUUAGAUGAAUUCAGUGUGAAUGUGAGGUGCAUUUGUCCGGAUGGAUGGCGCUUGAAAAAGGAUAACCAAACUGCAUGUGAACCAAUUUACCGGAAUGAAAUCCCAAUGGAAUAUUUGAUAAUAUUCUUUGCUGUUGUUACGAUACUGUUAAUAGCAGCGUUGGCCGCUUUGAUUUUCAUACUAUACAAUCGAUAUCAACGAAAGAAGCAAAUUGCGAUGCGACACAAAGUCUUGCUGGAGCAAGAUUUACAGUUAAGUCGAUUGCGACAUAAUCCCGAGGAUCAGCAACAAACAAACUUUAAUCCAAACUACGGAAAUGAUUGCAUGUUGAACGGUGCGGUGGAUAUAAAGAGUUUGCCGCAUGUGACCAGAGAGAAUCUGUCGAUGCUUAAAGCGCUGGGACAGGGUGCAUUUGGCGAAGUGUUCCAAGGUACGUUCAAAUACAAAGACACCGAUAUGGUGGAGAUGCCGGUUGCCGUAAAAACCUUACCGGAAAUGUCAACCGGCCAGGCUGAGGCGGACUUUUUAAUGGAGGCCGCAAUUAUGGCAAAGUUUCGGCAUCCAAAUAUCGUGCAUUUGAUUGGUGUGUGCUUUGAUCGACAUCCACGUUUCAUUGUGCUUGAAUUGCUGGCCGGAGGUGAUCUGAAAAAUUUCUUACGUGAAGGUCGUCAUAAACCGGAGCGACCAUCUCCGUUAACCAUGAAAGAUUUGGUUCAUUGUGCGAUUGAUGUGGCCCGAGGUUGCCGAUACAUGGAGAGCAAACGAUUCAUUCAUCGUGACAUUGCCGCACGAAAUUGUUUGCUGAGCACAAAAGGCCCGGGUCGGGUGGUGAAGAUUGCCGAUUUUGGAAUGGCGCGUGAUAUUUAUCGAUCGGAUUAUUAUCGAAAAGGUGGCAAGGCAAUGCUACCGAUUAAAUGGAUGCCACCGGAGGCAUUCCUCGACGGGAUAUUCACAUCGAAAACCGAUGUCUGGUCUUUCGGGGUGCUGUUGUGGGAAGUGUUCAGCAUGGGUUUGAUGCCAUACACUGGCCUACCAAAUCGUGUAGUUAUGGAAUUAGUAACGGGCGGUGGCCGAUUGGAUUCGCCAAACGGUUGCCCAGCAUUUAUUUACAAUUUAAUGUCAUCGUGUUGGCAACUUCCCGAUGCUCGGCCCACUUUUCAACAUUUACUACAUAAACUGCUCGGCUUUGCGAGAAACGAAGAACUGAUGAAAGAACCAAUACCACAUUGCUUCGGUGAAACAGUCAGUGAACGUGAUCGAACCGUUAUGCGUCCGCCAAACGAUGAUUUCUGCCUUCAAAUGCCCAACUCAUCCGAUUAUCUGAUACCGUUGCCGGAUUCGAGAAAUAUAGCCAAACGAUUGCUCAACGAAGGCACAGGCAUCACUUUGCCCGAAACGAUGACAACAUAUUCGCCACCAAUCGAAAUGCGGGCCGUUUGUUCGUCCGACAAAAGUCCUCGCAUCGAAAAAUCGCCAAUUUCAUUUGGUGAUGUAUCGCCAUCGACACCAUUCGACAUUCGAUCAAUGCCAACACCGCCGGAAAAUGGUUCCACCACAUUUACCACAUCACCAAAUCAACAACAGCUCACUUCCAGUCUAUCAAUAUCUAGCGAUAAGCUAAUUAGUCUUGAUACACCACAGCAAACACCAACCGGAUUGACAAAUCCACCGCUUCUAUUCGAUUUAACUGCACACAAAAACCAUUUGUCCAGCGCCAUGAACGAACAAUUCAUCGAUGGCAAUGGCAAUGGCAAUGGCAAUGGCAAUGGCAACGGCCAAAUCGAUAAAAAUAAUUCAAAUAAUAAUCAUCAUUCGAGUAAUACGAGCAAUGGUCCCAUCAAUCCAAUCACAUUGGAUCCAUCGACACUGGAAUCGUAUGCAAAUGUUCAGAUGACAAACGCACAACAAGAUGCAUCAUUAACGGGCAAUACAACGAACGUGUCUGGCAAUAACAAUGACAUAGACAAAUUGAAUUCGCCAUUCACGAUUCAGGGCUAUUCGGAACGAUAUACAACAGCCAAAGAGAAUCAUUCAGAGAUUAGUUGUUGAUUUAGUCAAAAAUAGAAAGCAAAAAAAAAAUUUACAAAUCAAAAAAGAAAGAUUAAUAAUUUCGAUAAUUUAUUUAUUUUUUAAAAGAAACAAAAUGAAAAAAAAUUGUGACAAAAACAAAUAUGAAACACAGCAACAACGAAAACGUUUACAUGGUAUUGAUAUUUUUUUAAAUAAAAAAGGGAGGUAAUUGAUGACACCGAGACAGAUUUUUUACACGCAGAAACACAAAAAAAAAAAUGAUAAUUAGUAUUUAGUCCGACUAUUCUGUUUAGUUAGAAGAGAAAUUUUGUUAAUUCAUUUCAAAACAUAUGUAUGGAAAAACAAUUAUUUCUUGACAAUAUUUUCUGGAAUAAAUUCAGUUUCAAUUUCAGUUCUUCAAAAACAACAACAACAACAACAACCGAAUAAUAUGUAAACAACUCGAUUUUCCGUGGAAUCUUUGCUACAUUUUCUUCAUGCCAUUCGAAAGCAUUUCUCACGACGAUUUCUAAGCGUCAAGAAUCUAUUGAGCAUCGACAGUUUGGCGUGUUUGCAAAUCGCUUUAAAACGAUAGAAAAAAUGGAAGCAUUCAAGAAAGAAAAAACGGGCAAUAGGCGCAACCGGAGGAUUUUGGACGGAAAUCGCCAGUUCAACCGAAGGAGAAAAAAAAUACACAAAUGCUCUGCUUCCAAGCACCGAAACGAAUGUCUGCUAGAAAUGAAUCCAAUAACUAAACCUUAGACGCUAUUUAUCUUGCUAACCAAUAUUAAGAUUGUUCAAAUGAAACAAAACAGUGCUACAUUUCAUAUAGUACAAAAAAAAAUGAUCGAAAAAUACCAUUUUCACUAAAAGACACAAUUCUAUGGACUACAACACCUCAAAAAGUGUUAAAAAGGAAAAAAAGAAAUCGAAUAAAAGAAAACCCCAAUUUUAAGAUUUAGAGAAAACAUAUUUGAAUAGGGAAGGAAAAAGAGAAAAACUCAACCAAAUUCGAAAGUAAGCCAUCAACACAAGGGACAAUUUCACAAUGAAGAAUUUAUACGCAGACACGCACCCACACACACAAUCAUAAAUGAUAUGUCGAUUCGAUGGAAGAAAACCAGACACCCAACUUGGCACCACGAAAUAAUAAUGUUGAAAGCAAGUAGAUUUAAGACACAUAGAUGAUAUAACAUGAUUCGCUAAUUAAGAUUUUUUCACAAUUAAACGAAACCAUUUCAACGCAUGCAUUAGUGAGCAAGAGAAAUAAAAAACAAAGAAGAGAAAAAAGACCCAUUAUUUUACUCAAGAUUCCGCGAUGCCAAGUUUAUAAGAAAUAAAUAAAAAAAGUUUGAUCACAAAAACCCAUUUUAUACCGACCAUUUGCACAUCGAUCGAAGCAUUGUAAUACAGGACAAUAGUGCAGAAUUUUUGUUUUGCUAACCAUAUUAGAUUACAACAAGUACCAUACACACUCAUUGAAUCAGGCUGUAGACGUAACACAAAUACACCCAAAAACAUAUAGAAUAGAUCACAAAUACAUACAUCGCUUUCAAGGUGAGCAGAUAAAACGACGGAGUGAGAGAAUUUCUCGUUUUUGAGGCAUUUUUUAAUUUGAUACGCUUUUUUUCCUAUUUAGCGAAUUUCAAAAACCAACAAAAAAAAACAUAUUGAUAACAACAAAAAUGAAACCAAAUACAAGCACUCGACUGAAAUUUGAACAGUGUGUGCAUGUGUGUGCUAAGCAUCCUGUGUACAAUUUACAAAGAGUAAUACCAAAAUAUAUACAUAAAAAAAACAAACAAAUAUUAUGAUAUUAAUAUUAUUAUAAGGAAAAGCUUUAAAUCAUUGAAAUACUAAAAUUAAGCGUUGAGAAAAUGAAAACACAAAAAUGAACAAAGAAAUACACACGCAGAGAGAGCGAGGGAGAGAGAGAGAGAGAGAGAUGAUGAAGAGAGCCAUUUCAUUUGAUUUGUCUACCGGCUCAUACUUCAGUAUUAUCGUUUUAUUUUAUCAUUAAACGUCAUUUAAAGUAUUAAUUUUCUUUUUAGAUGUCUCAUUUGCAUCAUAUCGCUUUCAUGCCGCUUCAGUUUAGACAAUUUUCGUUUUAAUUUGAAAAAAUUGGUUCAAUUUCUUUUAGCUUGAAUUUUGCCGAAAAAAAGUCUCUUUAAAAAAAAAAAGAA
Molecule: messenger RNA, 8860 nt
Organism: Sitodiplosis mosellana (orange wheat blossom midge)
Lineage: Eukaryota; Metazoa; Arthropoda; Insecta; Diptera; Cecidomyiidae
Gene: Alk
Product: ALK tyrosine kinase receptor
Exons: 19
Coding region: 1875-6716 (1613 amino acids)
Biological process (GO): cell surface receptor protein tyrosine kinase signaling pathway; regulation of neuron differentiation; protein phosphorylation
Cellular component (GO): signaling receptor complex; membrane
Molecular function (GO): ATP binding; protein binding; transmembrane receptor protein tyrosine kinase activity
Source: RefSeq, a predicted model, not a curated record